Messenger RNA from Manis pentadactyla (Chinese pangolin), 2702 nucleotides. RefSeq names its product methionine sulfoxide reductase B2 (gene MSRB2). The transcript is spliced from 5 exons. Gene Ontology annotation, cellular component: cytoplasm. NCBI's taxonomy places the organism in Eukaryota, Metazoa, Chordata, Mammalia, Pholidota, Manidae. The record is from RefSeq and is a predicted model, not a curated record. The coding region runs from base 33 to 575 and encodes 180 amino acids. Gene Ontology annotation, molecular function: peptide-methionine (R)-S-oxide reductase activity. Gene Ontology annotation, biological process: response to oxidative stress; protein repair.
GCGCUGGGGUGUCUCCAGCCCGGCCUCGCGUCAUGGCGCGCCUAGUCCGCGCUCUCCCGCGUCUGCUCUUCCGAGAGGCGCUCUUGUCGAGCCGAAUCGGCAGCGGCGGCGGGCAAAGCGCGAGGGCCGGAUACCGGGACGCAGGGUCCCCCACAAAGCAUGAGCCUUCUUUCACCAAGAGAGAGUGGCAAAAGGAGCUGACUGCAGAACAGCUCUAUGUCACAAGAGGAAAGGGAACAGAACCGCCUUUCAGUGGGAUCUACCUGAAUAACAAGGAAUCAGGAAUGUAUCACUGUGUGUGUUGUGACAGCCCACUCUUCAGUUCUGAGAAAAAGUACUGCUCUGGCACUGGAUGGCCUUCAUUUUCUGAGGCUCAUGGUACGUGUGGCUCUGAUGAAAGUAACACAGGGAUCCUGAGACGCGUGGACACCUCACUGGGAUGGGUGCGCACAGAGGUUGUCUGCAAGCAGUGUGAAGCUCAUCUUGGCCAUGUGUUUCCUGAUGGACCUGGGCCUGCUGGUCAGAGGUUUUGCAUCAACAGUGUGGCCCUGAAAUUCAAGCCGAAGGGACACUGAUUAUCUCUGAGAACUCUCUUCCCUGGCCACACCUCCAUUUACACUCUCAAUUUUCAUAACUCAUGUGAACAGCUUCUUUUGUUCACUAUCAAACUAGGCUAGGUUUGCUGUUGGUACCAGAAGGUUACAACUUCUCUAAUUUAUUGCCCUGGAAUCAACUCAACCGUGACUCCAUUUUUGACUGUGGAAUUUUGGCAACUGUCUCCACCGAGUUGACUUACGUAGGCUUUGCCUGCCCCCAGAGGGCACAACUCUUAGGGGACAUUAAGAGGUGGAUGGGUAAGCCAGAAACUUCCUACAAAACUACCCUGAAAUUUCCAUUGCGGUUAAAUCCUUCAUGGACAUAUGCAGAUGAGGGAUCAAGUGUAAAGACGAAGGAAAAUACUGGGUGAAUGUAAAUAGCAAUCGCGUCAUUGAGAGAAGCACUGAGGAGUGGGCUGUGGAAGAGCUGUGUUUGGCACAUGGUGAUCGAUGGGAUGCAUGAUUCCUCUUCAAAAUUUUAGAAUCUCUCAAACAUGCUAGUUCUAACCUUCCUACCUGCAAAUCAUGGGAGUUUGUUAGGUUUCAGUGUACUGAAUGAGAGUGACUACAAAGUUAGAGUUUAAAAUGUUCAAGUAAAAUAUUUACUAAAAUGUAUGAUUGCUUUUUGUCUCUGAAUUUGCUCUUUUAUAAAAAUGACUCUAAUCUAAUGCCAAAAAGUAAUUGGGUCAUACGGUAGUAAGCAUUUGGUUAUACCAACACUAAUAGCAACUCAAGUGUUUUCUAAAUUGAAAGUCUUGAAGAAUUUGCAAGUAUUUAAGUCAUAUUCUUUGAGACUUUAUAGGCAGAGGGGAAACUUAAUCCAUUUUUCUCUGUAUUAACUUGUAACACAUAUGUAACUUCAGGUCGCUAUCUUGGAAAUCACGACAUGCAUUCUUAAGUUUUCACAGUCAUAAAAAUUACAACUUUUUUACCUGCAGUGAAACCAAGGGUACAGGAUGGCUUUUUGCAGGGAGAGUUCCUUCUUGCUGUUCUCCGAUCUUCUUCUUAAUUUGUGUGUAUUCCUCUGAGCCAUGUCUUCUGGGGGGCAAUCUAAGGAUCUGAAUACUUGGGUUGGCCGUGACUGGAUUCAGGCAAGGAUGGAGCAGACAAUGUCACACUGCCAUGAACAUACACAUCUUGACCUGAAUCCUAAAGUUGCGCUUGGCUUAAAAACCUAGCUUAAAACGUGACCCUGUGGGCCCUCACACACUUAACAAGGCAUAAACCUCAGCCUCAUGGCUGGUUGACGACUCCUUAGGUGUUCUUCCUGUAGUCACAGGCAUGUGGUCAGGGAUUUUAAGAAACCAGUCCUCAGGAAUAACCUAAGGAUGUUUCUCAAAUGUUAUCCUGACUUGAUUCUGCCCUGGCAUAAGUCGUAAAUAGUGUUAUCCAUCCCCAUGAGGCAAGGGUGACUUGAACAACAUUUUAUUACCAGUGACUUUGAGAUUCCCAGCUCUGUCGACCCACUGACAUUGUGAGGUGUCCCAGGAGACACCACUGGGGCUUCAGGACUCCAGGAAAAGGCCAUUUUCUCAAGACACCAGCAAGUGAGGAAUUCUCCAAAGACUGGAUCGUCUGCACACUUUCUUUCCACAUCUAUCCAAUUUCCAUUCCUCAGACUCUCUGACCUUCCUCUCCUCAUAAAGCUGACGGCCCCCAAGUCUAGUUCUGGGGAGCAGACACUGGAGGCUGGCUUCCUCCGAAGGCCCAGCUAAGAAGCUUCUGUGCAUUUCAUCUGCAAAGGGGGCCUCGCUCAGGGCUGCCUGCCUGCCUGUGCAGGGGGCCUUGGAGCAUAGGACACCCUAAAGCCUGACCUUUAAUCCCCUUCCGUGAGAGUAAUGAACAAAAGAAUAAUUCCUGUGACAUCUAGAUGCUGAUGUGGGGGAAGGGGUGGUAAGUGAUGAGGGCACAGGGAAUAUUUUAGUAAUUGGAGUAUUUGGCUGAUUGGUAACUGUUUACAGCUUGUUUCUUUCUGGUGCGUACCCCUUGAAAUCAUUUUCUUUGUAAAUGUUAAAAGCCGUGGAGAAAAAAACUCCAACCUUGAUUACUCUUCUUUGUACUUCAAUCAGCAGUGUGUCAGUCUCUGAAUAAACUGUAAUUCCUUCA